Magnolia sinica is the source of this 3280-nucleotide messenger RNA. Its product is annotated as homeobox-leucine zipper protein ROC3. The record is from RefSeq and is a predicted model, not a curated record. Gene Ontology annotation, molecular function: lipid binding; DNA binding; DNA-binding transcription factor activity, RNA polymerase II-specific. NCBI's taxonomy places the organism in Eukaryota, Viridiplantae, Streptophyta, Magnoliopsida, Magnoliales, Magnoliaceae. The transcript has 12 exons. Gene Ontology annotation, biological process: regulation of DNA-templated transcription. Bases 240 to 2603 code for a protein of 787 amino acids.
UGGUUUCCAGCAAGCAAAGCAUUACCGACACCGGCAUUUACUUCAAGUCUCUUCUCGUCUUCUUUCCUUCUUUCCCUCUCUUUAUCUCCCUCUCUCUCUUUCAUGGCGUUUCUGCAGCUCCAAGAUCCGACAAAGCUGUAGAGAAAAAAAAAAGGUCUGGUUUGAGAGAUGAGAAGAAGGCUAUAAUUUAUCUUUUUUUAAAAAAAAGUUUCAAUCUAGCGAGAGAGAUCGUAAAAAGAAUGUAUGGAGAUUGCCAGGUUCUGUCUACAAUGGGAGGUGGAAAUAUAGUUUCCUCAGACCCACUCUUCUCAUCGCCGAUCCGAAGCCCGAACAUGAACUUCAUGACGAACAUGCCCUUCCAUCCUUUCUCAAAUAUCAUUCCUAAAGAAGAGUUAGGGUUGCUUAGAGGGAAGGAAGAAGAGAUGGAGAGCGGUGGGUCCGGAAGCGGACACAUGGAAGGAGGAGCAGCAUCCGGCGACGAGCUCGAGAACGAGCAGAAGCCGAAGAAGAAGCGCUAUCACCGGCAUACUGCACGCCAGAUUCAAGAAAUGGAAGCAUUGUUUAAGGAAUGCCCACAUCCAGACGACAAGCAACGGAUGAAACUGAGCCAAGAGCUGGGACUCAAACCACGCCAAGUGAAGUUCUGGUUCCAAAACCGGCGAACGCAGAUGAAGGCCCAACAAGACAGAGCAGAUAAUGUGAUAUUAAGAGCUGAGAAUGAUAACCUGAAAAACGAGAAUUUCCGGCUUCAAGCAGCGAUCCGUAACGUAAUCUGUCCCAACUGCGGUGGGCCGGCCAUCCUCGGAGAGAUCUCGUUUGAUGAGCAGCAUCUUCGUCUUGAAAAUGCUCGGCUCAAGGAUGAGCUGGACCGCCUUUCUUGUCUCACUUCACGGUAUACCAAUCGGCCACUGCAUGGUAUAGGCGGGCCGCCACCUGCGCUGCUAAUGCCGUCAUUGGAUCUUGACAUGGGCAUUUACUCCAGGCAUUUCCAUGAGCCUUUGGGUACUUGCACUGACAUGAUACCGGAGGCGGAUAAUCCACACUUCACCGACGGUCUCUUGGAGCAUGAGAAGCCAAUGGCGCUGGAGCUUGCGAUGAUGGCGGUAGCUGAGCUGGAGAGGAUGUGCCAGACGAACGAGCCACUUUGGACCAGAAGCACCAAUGGCUUGAAAGAGAUGCUCGACGUUGAAGAGCAUGCGAAGAUGUUUCUAUGGCCGAUGAAUCUCAAGCAACAUCACAACGAGUUUAGAACUGAAGCGACGCGGGACACUGCUCUUGUUAUAAUGAACAGCAUCACACUAGUCGACGCUUUCUUGGAUGCAAACAAAUGGAUGGAGCUGUUUCCUUCCAUUGUUUCCAGAGCAAAAACGAUUCAAGUCAUAACUCCAGGCAUUACAGGUCAUGGGAGCGGCUCCCUUCAGUUGAUGUAUGGAGAACUGCAGGUGCUUUCACCGUUGGUACCCACACGAGAGGCCUAUUUCCUCAGGUAUUGCCAACAGAACUUAGAAGAAGGGACGUGGGCCAUCGUCGAUUUUCCCAUGGACAGCUUCCAUGACAGCCUUCAACAUCAAACUGCCUUCCCUACAUACAAGAGGCGUCCAUCUGGUUGUAUUAUUCAAGACAUGCCCAAUGGCUACUCAAAGGUCACAUGGGUGGAGCAUGCUGGAGUAGAGGAUAAACCGGUGCACCAGAUAUUCAAUAGGAUAGUAAAAAGUGGAAUGGCAUUUGGGGCGCACCGCUGGCUAGCAGUUCUUCAAUGCCAGUGCGAGAGGGUGGCUAGUCUCAUGGCUCGAAAUAUUACUGACCUUGGAGUCAUUCCAUCUUCGGAAGCGAGAAAGAAUACGAUGAAGCUGGCCCAGAGAAUGAUCAGGACGUUCUGUGUAAACAUCAGUUCCUCUGGGGGCCAGUCAUGGACGGCUCUCAGCGAUUCCCCUGAAGACACCAUUAGAAUCACCACUAGGAAGAACAUGGACCCUGGCCAGCCCAACGGUGUUAUCCUCAGCGCUGUUUCCACGACGUGGCUUCCGUUCUCUCAUGACCAAGUGUUCGAUCUUCUAAGGGAUGAACGGCGGAGAUCUCAGCUGGAUGUUCUCUCCAGUGGAAACUCUAUCAAUGAGGUGGCCCACAUCGCAAAUGGCUCGCAUCCAGGGAACUGCAUUUCGCUUCUACGCAUAAAUGGCGCGAGCAACUCCCCUCAGAACGUGGAACUGAUGCUUCAGGAGAGCUGCACCGACCCAUCCGGCAGCCUUGUCGUCUAUGCAACAGUCGAUGUCGAUGCCGUCCAGGUGGCAAUGAGCGGCGAGGACCCAUCCUACAUACCGCUCCUCCCGAUCGGAUUCGUCGUGUUGCCGGCAGGACCCGUGAAUCACAGCAACAGCAACGCCAUGUCUCCGUCGGAUAGUGGAAACGGGCCCACCUCCGGCUGCCUUCUCACAGUGGGUCUCCAGGUGCUGGCGAACACGGUCCCGUCGGCGAAGCUCAACCUCUCGAGCGUCAGCGCCAUCAACAACCACAUUUGCAACACGGUGCACCAAAUCAACGCUGCUCUAAGUGGUGGAGUCGUUGCCACUGAGCCAGCGGCUGCCGCGCCGCCCGAUCAAUAGCGCAGGAAUGGUGGAAUUACCCGGAACGUCCAUCUCUCGCCUCCAAAUUACCAAAAUGCCCCUGCCAUUAAUAGAUAUGUGGCUAAAACACCCUUGAAGCACGAGGAGAGAUCUUCCUUGUUAUAGCAAAAUCGGCCAAUUUCCAUAUUUUCUCUAGCAGAAGAGAUUGCCCAUUUGAAUUCACCAUAAUGCCCUCUGUUCAUUUUGUGAAUGGAUGUAAAUGGGGGAUUAAGGUGAAUCUUUUUGUAACCUCCAAUGCUUCAAGGGUAUUUUCGUCAUUUCGGCUCAGCCUUGGGUCUUUUUGUCAACAUCGGUCAUGUUCCCUCCAAGAGAGAGACGGAGGUUUUGGGUAAUUUCAAGCCACGCAGAAGGACGAAAUUGCCCACGAGAAAUGUAGGAUAUCGUAGGGAAUAAGAUAGGAAAACAGUAAUUUAUUUUGGACAAAAAGGGUUGUGAGUGGAAGAGAGGAGGGGAGGGAGUCAAGAACGCACCAGUUGUGAUCCUUGCUUCCUGGUAAGGCUAACGUGCGCUAGAUGCGCUGGCCUCACCAGGCAGCAAGGGUAAUGGUUCGGGAAUUGACUUCUGCUUGUCGGUCUCUCCUUUUUUUUUUUUUUUUUAAUUAAUAUGUGCUGGUGAAUCAUUUAAUUCUCAUUUAUAUUUCUUGUUGUUUGGUUGCC